Messenger RNA from Tetrahymena thermophila SB210, 903 nucleotides. Its product is annotated as ubiquitin carboxy-terminal hydrolase 37 receptor-binding site protein. The transcript has 8 exons. Gene Ontology annotation, cellular component: nucleus; cytoplasm; proteasome regulatory particle, lid subcomplex. The record is from RefSeq and is a predicted model, not a curated record. NCBI's taxonomy places the organism in Eukaryota, Ciliophora, Oligohymenophorea, Hymenostomatida, Tetrahymenidae. Gene Ontology annotation, molecular function: proteasome binding; ubiquitin binding; endopeptidase activator activity. Gene Ontology annotation, biological process: ubiquitin-dependent protein catabolic process.
AUGAGUUUAGAUUUUGUCAAGGAAUAUUCUUUUAAGGCAGGAAUUAUGAAUUUAGAUCCCACAACCAAAAAGGUUACUGCUGAUAAAAGAAAAGGAACUGUAAAAAUUGGAUGCACUUUAGAAGGCGAGAAACCUUUUACCUGGACACCUGAAGGAGCUACUGAACCCGAAUUUGAAUAUGCAGUAAUGUAAAGUGAUGCUUCUCUAGAAUUGUCUAAGUAAAUGAAAAGAGUUGUAGUUUUGAGAUUUUAAUGUGAUGAAUCAAGAUACUUCUUUUGGCUUUAAGAAAAAGAUGCUUCCAAAGAUGCUGAAAUUGUUAGUAGAGUAUAAGACAUUAUUGAUUUUGAUAUUGAAUAAUUAAUGAUAGAUGAAUCAUCUUCUGUUUCAGAACCUUAAUAAUCACUUUCUCAGUAAUCUUCAUCUUAAUCCUAACCUUAACCUGCCCAAUAAGGUUAACCAAAUUUAAUGAAUGCUAAUCUUUUUGGUGCUCAAUUUUAAGAUAUGUUUUAAAACAUGUUAAAUCAAAGAGGAGGAAAUAAUAAUCCAAUGAUGUAAUAACUUUUGUAAUAAUACUAGCAAAGAUAAAGAGAUACUCCCAAUUUCUUUGAAGUAUUAACUAAAGAAAGUUUAAUGGAAUUAGCAAACGACGAAGAAGUCUAAAAAGAGCUUAUUUAGCAUUUACCUGAAGGAUAAUAGGAUGUUUAAAAUUUAAAAGAAAAUUUGAUUAGUCCACAAUUCUAAUAAGCACUAGAAUCAUUAGAAAAAGCUCUUAAUUCCAAUGAGGGAGGAGCUGUAUUAGCUUCAUUAGGAUUAGACUAAUCUAAUUUUAUGGAAACUCUUGAUGGAUCUGACUCAUUCUAUAAAGCAAUAAUCAAAUGGGCUGAAUCAUAGAAGAAAUAAUGA